UUUCACUGAAGGCUUACUUGGAGUUGAAGAAAUGCUGAAGAAGCCAACUGAGGAGAGAGAGAGAACAUAUUUCCCAUCGAGAUAUUAAACCAAGGACAAUUUUAACGGGAGCUGUACUUGACCGUUUGCCUGGCCCUACUUUUAUUCUGCAAAGAUUUUACGAACGAGCGUGGUUAGCGACCGAAUAAAGCGGCAAAAUGGAUGCGCGAUUCAGGAGCAAUCUCGACAUGAUCGGGCGCAACGAGCCAAUCACGAGAAAAGCGAAAUUCUGGCAAAGUUACGUUCGGGCUCUGAAAGGUACCGACGAUAUCAGAGCUCCGGAACAUACCCACAGACCACGCAGUAUUUUCCGCACCGAUUAUCCCGAGUUGCAUACCACCUCACCCACUUGGCCAUUUGGAAAAUCGAUUUUUGAAAAUCCUAUUCAUGCGGCUGAUCGUAUCAACACCCCUGGAUACAGGUAUAUGCCCGUUCACCGUGAGAUCUACGGUUACACGCCAAGGCAAAUCUACCCUCAUCAGUACAAACCUGUAGAACGCUUCACCCCUGCGAAACCAUUUGAUGCCGACAAGGCUUGGACUGAUCAUCUGAAUCGUUUGGCUGACAUCGACAGACUUUACCCGAGCAGGUCGCCAUUGCUUGCUCGACACAUAAGUCCACCUCUCACCACGAAGAAACUCUUUGAUAUUCAUGGUAACUUGUUAACCGACGAUAUCUUCCCGACCUACUCAUCAUUACUUCGCAGGAAACCUCUUUUCGAUUUGCUCGAACCAUCUCCAACAGCUCCGAUCAGUGCCUUCACGAGAGAUCCUUGGUGGUAUCCUAGCUUUGCUCCUUAUAUUCCAAGCUAUGCUCAAUACAGUACUCCGUUUUACCUGAGGGACAGCUAUCUUAGUCCAAUUAAACGUAGCUUCUUAUGGAGCCGACAUCCUAUCAGACCACUUGGAGCAUUAUACUACUAUUAUUCGCAGCCAGUUCCAGUAUAUCACUUUACCAGCCCGUGGUACAAUAAACAUUAAGAACAAAUAAGAAAAAAGAAAAGAAAAACAAAACAAAACAAAUCUCACGUCUACUGAUAAACUCUCUACGUACAACAUAUAUGUCGCCCCCGCAUGGAACGCGUGAAUCGAAUCUCUCGACGAUCGAAGAAAGAAAGUGACGUAUGCAAAGUGAAAGUGAAAAGAUUAUGAAAAUUAAAGGAAAAAACAAAAAAACAAAAAAACAAAAAUAACAACAACAAUAUCAAGAAGGAAAAAGGAAGUACGCUUACGUCUCUGGUAUCCUAAAAAAGAAAAAGAAAAAAAAAAUAAAAUAAAAUAACAGAAGAUUCUGUAUAUCUCUCUUCUUAGCCAGUGAAAACAAAACAAACAAAAAUAUGAUUAAAACUUGAAAGCAUGAGAAUUUUAUUUAUUUAUUAAUAUUCUCUCGAAACGCGAUUUACAUACAUACAUUGUAUUCCACGUUCGUGCUGUCCGAGAAUAAAAUAACAAUAAACACUGCCAGAAACUUAUUGGAAAAAUUCAAGCAGAAAAAAAAUUUUGUCUAAACAUACGUCUAAAUUAAAAAUGACCCUUUAUAAAAUUAGGUGAAUAAAAUGUUACAGAGA
This is a messenger RNA of Vespa mandarinia (Asian giant hornet), 1606 nucleotides long. It is a transcript of the gene Mf, whose product is annotated as myofilin. The record is from RefSeq and is a predicted model, not a curated record. NCBI's taxonomy places the organism in Eukaryota, Metazoa, Arthropoda, Insecta, Hymenoptera, Vespidae.